Molecule: messenger RNA, 1474 nt
Organism: Tympanuchus pallidicinctus (lesser prairie-chicken)
Lineage: Eukaryota; Metazoa; Chordata; Aves; Galliformes; Phasianidae
Product: rho GTPase-activating protein 32-like
Exons: 11
Coding region: 93-1469 (458 amino acids)
Biological process (GO): small GTPase-mediated signal transduction
Cellular component (GO): nucleoplasm; Golgi apparatus; actin cytoskeleton
Molecular function (GO): GTPase activator activity; protein binding
Source: RefSeq, a predicted model, not a curated record
UCUGGUGGAGCUCCUAGCAGCUCGUACUGCUUACUCUUGUCCAUCAGACGUAACUUUCAGCCAGUACCUGCAUUCCCAAGCGAUCCACAAAGAUGGCAUUUGUCCCGUGGCUUUUCCCUUGUCAUCUUUGCUCCAUUGUGCAAGCUCACAGACCUGUUCCUUCUCUCUCCUCUACCCGCUCCCUUGGUGCAGCUUUCGCUCGUGGAAGCACAGAGCAAAGUGACAAGAAACAGCUGCGAGUUCAAGGAAUUGUCUACCUUGUUCUGAUCUCCUGCCAGCUUGUCGUGCCUGCUGUGAUGGGUGUCGCGUGCAGCGAGAUCAGCUGUGGGCCUGACAUGGCACGGAUGGAGGCUGAGAACAACGGGAAGCCCCGGCUGGUCCGUGAGGAGUCAUCUCUUAAUAUCCCAGCUAUUGCUGCUGCCCACGUUAUUAAGAGAUACGUUGCCCAGGCACCGGAUGAACUCUCCUUGGAGGUGGGAGACCUCGUGUGCGUCAUCGAGAUGCCGCCUCAGGAGCUGAGCCCCCGCUGGAGAGGCAAGCACGGCUUUCAGGUUGGAUUUUUCCCUGGUGAGUGUGUGGAGCUCAUUAACGGAAAAAUCCCGGAGUCUCUCAUCAAUUCAGUGCCAAAGCCAGUGCCAAAGAAGCGCGGCAAGCUCCUCACCUUCCUUCGUUCCGUGGUGAAGGCCCGCCCAAAGCAACGGAAAGAGCAGGAGGUGGAGAAGGAGAGGGUGUUUGGCCGUGACCUGGGAGAGCAUCUUCUGCACUCUGGUUGUGAUGUCCCCCAGGUCCUCCAGAGCUGCGCCGAGUUCAUCGAGCAGCAUGGCGUGGUGCAGGGGAUAUACCGCCUGUCCGGCGUGGCGUCCAACGUCCAGAGACUGCGCCAGGAAUUUGAGUGUGAGCAGGUUCCUGAGCUAACCGUCCGCGACGUUCACAGCGCGAGCUCCCUCUGCAAAAUGUACUUCAGGGAGCUCCCGACCCCCCUGCUGACCGACCAGCUGUACGACAAGUUCUCGGAUGCUGUUGGUGCCACUACAGAGGAGGAGCGGCUGGUCAGAAUGCGGGACGUCAUCCAGCAGCUGCCCGCUCCUCACUACAGGACCCUGGCGUAUCUGAUGAGACACUUGGCCUGUCUUGCUGCAAAGAACUCUGUCACCAACAUGCACGCUAAGAACUUAGCCAUUGUGUGGGCUCCAAACCUCCUAAGAUCACAGCAGAGCGAGUCUGCCUGCGCCAGCGGGAGAGCUGCCUGCACGGAACUGCAGACGCAGUCGGCUGUGGUGGAAUUCAUCAUCGACCACACAGACGUCCUCUUCUGCUCCACAUCCGGAUCGGACAUUGCAGAUGGAGCAGGUGAGUGUCUUCCUCCAUUAGCUUUAUCUUGGUCAGACACCUGGAUCAAAUGCAGGCCUUUUCCAAGUCCUUUGAAAUACACUUUUCCUGUCGAGGGAACAGCAGACUUCUGGGCUUAGAUUGG